AUGGGGCAGAAUCAGUCCAAGUACGAAUUGGUGUACCAGCAAGUGAGUUACGGUAAUGCGGAAGGCAUCAAAACCCUUUGCAGGGAAGGCACUAGCCUCGAGGUGAUGCCAAAACAAAGCAUAUGGAGGCUGAACUCAUUUGGAGGGACAAUAUGCUCAAUUCUAGGAGCUGCAACUCAACAAGGGCGCACAGUAGCAGAGAGCAGCGGAGGAACAACUACUAUUGGUGGAGUGGCCAAGCUGCUCCGGAAGAGGAGUUUUCUUCGCUCAUCUUAUUUUGACUUAAGGUUGAGUUCUACCGCAUAA
Linum trigynum is the source of this 306-nucleotide messenger RNA. NCBI's taxonomy places the organism in Eukaryota, Viridiplantae, Streptophyta, Magnoliopsida, Malpighiales, Linaceae. The record is from the annotation of a GenBank genome assembly.